AUGGUUGACAACCAGAAGUCAAACGUGAAACAUAUCGCUGACAUAGUGGGUGAAUGGGGAAAAUGGCAAUUGCACCUGGCCAGUUUUUCCUUCAUUCUAUGGGCAGUAGCUGCUAUCAAUAACAUGGGAUAUAGUUUCCACGCUUAUGAUAAUGAUUUUUGGUGCAGUGAUGUUCCUUACGAUUAUCCGUGUGUGACCGAGUUAAUUUCGCGUCAUUUUCGCAAACAUUGUAUAUGUUGGGGUACGUCAUAUCGGGACUGGUAUUCUCACAUUAUUCAGAUAAAUACGGCCGAAGACCUAUUGUAUGGCUGGGAUUCACAAUAG
Molecule: messenger RNA, 324 nt
Organism: Oppiella nova
Lineage: Eukaryota; Metazoa; Arthropoda; Arachnida; Sarcoptiformes; Oppiidae
Source: the annotation of a GenBank genome assembly